Messenger RNA from Liolophura sinensis, 3369 nucleotides. Its product is annotated as acetylcholinesterase-like. The transcript has 11 exons. Lineage: Eukaryota; Metazoa; Mollusca; Polyplacophora; Chitonida; Chitonidae. The record is from RefSeq and is a predicted model, not a curated record. Bases 211 to 2157 code for a protein of 648 amino acids.
AGAGGCUGUCUCACUGACUGCACACGUCGUAUAGUACGGGUCGUACGCUAGCCAGCAUAAGAAGCAUUUGGAUACAUUCGAUAUCAAAUGUGUUUGUACUUUCCUCUGUUGUCCUAGUGGAUGUUGAUUGUUAAACCGAUGUGUGGUUAGCCUACCUGAGAUAAAGUUAAAGGAAAGUUUCACCUGUGUGACCACCAGCCAAGUGAUGGAAUGCUAAAAGGGAAAUCCUUGUUCUGCAACAAGCAGCUUGUCCGUUUUUCCAGCACAUUUGUACCUGUCACAAUGAACACCGUCUUAGGAUUGACAUAUUCCUGUGGAUUCCUUCUCGUUCUGACUCAAAGCUACACGUCUGUAUCAUCGGAGUACACCACGCGUCGUACACGCUACGGUACUAUCCGAGGUUCAAUUUCCGUUGUGUACGGCAAGAAAGCAGUAGAAGCGUACAUGGGAAUUCCAUUUGCACGACCACCACUCGGAAAACUUAGAUUUGAGCCCCCGGAACCGCCCUUACCGUGGGGUACCUCAGUACUGGACGCGCUUACCCUUCCACCAGCCUGCCCACAGCCAACGGAGGGCAUCAAUUACAUCGCCUACCAUGUGCCAGGCUUCAACUCUAGCAGCGAGGAUUGUCUAUACCUGAAUAUAUACCUACCAACGAGGCGGAAUAGCAGCCCUCUUCCGGUGAUGGUUUUCGUUCACGGCGGAUCUUACCAGAACGGAAUGGGGGCCAUGUUGGACGGAAGAAUGCUUGCUUUACAGGAUCUGGUUGUUGUCACCUUUAACUACAGACUCGGACCACUGGGUUUUCUGACGUCAGCCGAUGAUGCCAUGCCGGGUAACUACGGUAUGCUGGAUCAAGUAGCGGCGCUGAAAUGGGUUCGUGAGAACAUUGCAUUCUUUGGUGGGGAUCCUGCAUCCGUGACCAUAGAUGGACACAGUGCCGGCGGAUGUUGCGUGGGAUUGCACCUCCUCUCACCUCUGUCUAAAGGGCUUUUCCGCAAGGUCAUUGGACAGAGUGGUUCCCCCUUGGCUCAUUGGUCUGUGACAAGAUACCAAGAAGGACCGGACUAUUUCUUCAAGGUGGUUUCUGCAUCAUUGGGAUGUGCUGGAAAUGACACCCGAGUUGUUAAGAAAUGUUUACAAAACAUUCCCACAGAUAAAUUUGAGCAAUUCAUGUUGAAUGAAUUUGAGUGGACGCCAUCUUUGGUUCCGCAAUACCGACCAAUUGUGGACGGAUAUUUCCUACCAGAUACGCCAGAGAAACUGAUCGUGUCUGGAGAAUUGAACGCAGAUCAGUACAUGACCGGAGCAACUAAGGACGAGGGAUUGAUUGCCGCUGUUCCUCUUGUAACCUUAUUUGGUGUGGGUAAGAAGAGUACCCGCAGGCUGCUGACGCUCAUGAACUGUUUCCGGGGAGAUUUGCCAGAGGUCAGGGGAAUCGUGGAUUCCGUGUUAGAGGAGUACACAAAGUGGCCCUAUCAGCCUACAGCGGAAAAAAUAAAAAAGCAAUUUGCAGAAAUCAUCGGGGACUACUUUAUCACUGCGCCUACCCACCUCCUUGCCCAGAUUCUCUCUGCCCGAAAUGUCACUGUCUACAUGUACAACUUUGAGUACCGCUCUGUUUUCGACCAGUGGGAUGGUGUCGUUCAUGGGGCAGAGAUCUUCUAUUUAUCUGGCUUCCCGCUUACUGGGCACCCUUCAAUCCGUUACGAGGAAAACGACCGCACGAUGGCAGAAAUGCUGUUGACCCUGUGGGCUAACUACAUCAAAUAUGGAAUUCCCUCCAUGGUACCUUCGGAAGAAUUCCACUUCCUGCCGUACACGAUAUAUGGUCCAGUUUAUGGGAAGAUGUACAAGCAAGACAGCCACCCAGCCAUUACAAUGGAGAGCAACCUGAAACCCGAAAAGUUGCAGUUCUGGAACAAGAAAGUUCCAGAAAUGUACAAAGAGCAAAUGGGAACAAUCAAUUACAUCAUCACAGACGACGUCAUCAAAACAAGCCGUGUGACAGUGAUCCACGCCUCGCCCACGUGGAUUCUGACGACAACCUGUGUAAUCUUGAUGGUGGUGGUAAUCUUGUUGUCCAUCUGCUAUUGCAAAGCUAGAAAGCAAGUCAGAACAUUGCUUAGGUGGAAAGAAACCGAAGUGAUUUCUUAGGAACUGCAGACACAGUGCUUCAUUGGUUAUUUAUGACACUUGAGCCUCGAAAUUUUGAUCUCAAAUCGCAAUGGCGAAAUGGAAAAACCGUUGUCAUCACGUGUGCUCGCAAAAGUCAACAAACCAAUCAAAAGGCAAAUCAAAGCCGUGGUUACUUUGAAAGGUAUACUUUGUCAAGAACCGUAUGUAUAUUUACAUACCAAUAUGUAAUCACUCACGAAGUGAUAGACGCAAUUACAUGCUGAUACCCCGUGCAGUAUGUGCCUCUCUAGUCUGGCAUGGUUGUAAAUAUUAAUGCUUUUCUUUUUCUUAUUACUAUUAUUAAUAUUACUCUUAAAUGCUUCGCCCAUACACAGUUAGUUAUACAAAGUACAUUACUUUGAAAAUCAUAAAAAGUCACGCAGACAAAAUUCCGUAUUCAUUCAACUUUUAUAGGUCACUGCCGUCGUUGCCACCAGUACAAUCCAGUAUUGGUUCUGAAAAUAUGAAACAACUGUAACCGUGCCAAAACUUCGCAUCACCAAGUUAUAAGAAACAAAUAACAGUUGUUAAUCUUCGACAGGUAAAGUCUUAUUCGGAUCACAACAGAAGACCUGGGGUCCCUUGCAUGAGAUACUUUUUGUGAUACCUACCGAUGAUUCCAGUCGAAGGAGGACUGAUCUGUUGCAGUAGAUGUGUACAAAAUCAGUUUUCACAGAUAACGCCUUGGCAAAAGCGGUAAUGAACGAUAAACUACCCAGCAUUGGCCCAAAUUACUUUACGUGGGAAGGUCCCCAUUCUUGCCUAUAGUUACGUAUUCAUCUCACGUUGUUUUCUCUGUUACUGAAUGUUAAUUAACCCUAACGUUUCUGAGCUCGGCAUAGUAAAAGGAGAAAAUACAUAUAAUAGAACCGUGUAUUGAUUUCUUACCUCUUUUGUAAUCUGUAAAAUUUUGUGACGACUUGUGAAACUAGGUGUGUCUGUAUCUUGUGAAAUAACGCAGUUUCCCUGGUACAGUACACAUCAGAACGUGUGACACGCGUAGUUUUUUUCCCAUAUAAAUUUUUUUCGGUUACCGCCUAUGGUUUCGCAAAUUCUUAUACUAAUAAAACAUUUCAUGUCAGUAAAACAAUGAAUUAUAUUAUUGCUUUGGAUUUUGAGUAUAAUACAGAACCAGCGAUUAGCAAGUCACUAUGACGUCACAAAGCUCGGUCUUUACGGGUUUGAAAUACA